Messenger RNA from Alosa sapidissima (American shad), 2131 nucleotides. RefSeq names its product Yip1 domain family, member 6 (gene yipf6). The coding region runs from base 62 to 754 and encodes 230 amino acids. Gene Ontology annotation, biological process: endoplasmic reticulum to Golgi vesicle-mediated transport. The record is from RefSeq and is a predicted model, not a curated record. Gene Ontology annotation, cellular component: trans-Golgi network; membrane. Lineage: Eukaryota; Metazoa; Chordata; Actinopteri; Clupeiformes; Clupeidae. The transcript is spliced from 7 exons.
ACGUAAACGUAAAUGACAAAACAGAUGACGUAUCACAUUGCAUCCGUGUAGAGUCGUAAAGAUGGCGGAAGUAGAUGAAGCCAACAAACCUUUGUUUGCCGGCCUGUCAGAUGUCUCCAUAUCUGAGGAUAUUCCCGUGGAGGGGGACAUUACUGUGCCUAUGGCCUCCAGUAGUGCCGAUGAUGAAUUUUCCACCCUGGAUGAACCGGUCAAAGACACCAUCUUGAGGGAUUUGAAAGCUGUGGGGAACAAGUUUGUUCACGUCAUGUACCCAAAGAAGAGCUCAGCCCUCCUCCGAGACUGGGACUUGUGGGGACCUCUGUUGCUGUGUGUCACUCUUGCUCUACUGUUGCAAGGAGGCUCAGCAGAUAGCAAAGAGGACGGAGGGCCCCAGUUUGCUGAAGUUUUUGUCAUAAUCUGGUUCGGCUCUGUUAUUAUCACACUCAACUCCAAACUUCUUGGAGGCACCAUAUCGUUCUUCCAGAGUCUCUGUGUGCUGGGCUACUGUAUCCUACCUCUGACUGUGGCCAUGCUUGUGUGCCGACUUGUUCUGUUGCUGGUGUCAGCGGCAACAGCCAGCUUCGUUGUCCGGCUCGUCAUUGUGACCGCCUCCUUCGGCUGGUCAACAUUUGCUUCCACCGCCUUCCUGGCUGACAGCCAGCCCCCCAACCGAAAAGCCCUGGUGGUGUACCCUGUCUUCCUCUUCUACUUUGUGAUCGGCUGGAUGAUCCUGACGUUCUCACCGUCUUCGUAAGAAAACAGAACCAUGUGUGCGUGUGUGUAUAAGUGUGUGGUAUAUGGCCUACACACAAGGACACGCUCCAUGUACGCCUCUCUUCCUCUCUCUGGCCUCAGCCCCACCAGCACCACCACCGCCGCCACCGCUGCUCCUCUUCGCAGCACCCCAUUGGUCAGCGGGUGUGUUCCAUUGAUCAUCAUUGGUCAGAAGCGACUGGCGUGUUGAGUGCGGCGGACCAGGAAAUGAGCAGUGAUGCAUGUUCCUUACUCCAAAUGAGGGAAUGUAGGGGGGCGCAGGCCAUAGUUAAAACCAGCUUUAUAGACAGACUCACUCGUCUCACUCGAAUGUCAUUCCUACUUUUCACUGUCUCCCUCCCUGAACUUUGCUCGGUUGCUUGGUUGCAUCAUGACUAUGGCAGGGCGGGGAUGUACCCGCGGAGGUGAACACUGGCUUGUGUCUUUGAAGGGAUUUUUUUAUUUUUUUUGGCCCUGAUAUCCUUAUCUAAUCCUAUUACUGGGUAUGUGAGAGAACACUUCUCUGAUGUGCAGAUUAAAUGGCAUUGCUCACUAAAUUUGUGUGUGUGUGUGUGUGUGUGUGUGUGUGUGUGUGUGUGUGUGUGUGUGUGUGUGUGUGUGGGGUCUUUGAGCAUGCACCCCCCCCCAUAAGAUUCAUAAGAUGGACCACCGAUAUGGAGGAUGGAGAUUCACACAAACACACACAGUCAUACACACCACAGUAGUGCACCUCAUGCUGUGCAUCAGUAUGGGUCAAACCACAUGAGCACCUCCCUGUGGUGCAUUGAUUGAUUGUGUGUGUGUGUGUGUGUGUGUGUGUGUGUGUGUGUGCGCGCAAGUGCCUAGCCAUUGGAGGGUUGCUGUGAUUGUCUCGAGGGAUUUUUUCUGAUUGAGCAUUCUAUAGUAUAGAAUGUGACACACACACACACACACACACACAGAGAAAGAAACAUCCUCAUACUGUGCAACCUCACAUGUGCAUCUGUGUGGGUGCGUGUGUAUGUAUGGACCCAGUAUACCUUACUUAGUGCCUCUCUGUGGGUGAUAUUUUGUUUCGAUGGAAGGUUUAUUGAUGAUUUUUGUUUUUAUUUCUGUUUUUAUUAAAUCAAAAAUGAAACUGACAAUUUCUAGUAAUAGCUAACACAUUUGAUUGUGUUGCUUGGUGGUCAUCAUAGUGUUUAACAUUUAACAUUUAGUAUUAACUUGUCGAUGAUUUUCAUUUCUUAUGCUUCAUUUUCUCUUUUUGUUUAGUUUAUGGAUGUUAAAUUUAAUAUUUAUUUCCACAUUUGUGCACAGCAAUUGGAGAAAGUUUUUUUUCCAGAACACGUAUGCCUAAUGUGACAUAAUUAAAAUGUGAUAAAGGUGAAUUUCUCUCCAA